GAUAUCUCUGACUGUAAUAUGGUAUUUUACUUCCAUCCAAUGUUUGUUCCUUCUGCUUUCCAUGCCAGCAAAUAAUCUUGCACUGGAAAUCAAAUGCAUGGAAAGCGAAAGACAAGCCCUGUUAUCCUUGAAGCAAAACCUCAUAGAUAGAUAUGAUUUUCUCUCUUCUUGGAGAACACAAGCCAAUCCCAAAGCCAAUGAUGAUUGUUGCAAUUGGAGAGGUGUUGGUUGUAGCAACAAUACAGGUGCUGACCAUUAUAAUAUCAUAAGCCUUGAUCUUCACAAUAAAGGUUUGAUGGGUGAGGUUGGUUCUUCCUUAACUCAAUUAUUGCAUCUCACCUACUUAGAUCUUAGUUAUAAUCAGUUUGAUCAAAUCUUGAUUGAGGAUAUUGGUUCUCUUAUCAAUUUGAAUUACCUCAACUUGUCCUAUAACAAGUUGAGUGGAAGUAUUCCUCAAAGUUUGGGACAAUUAUCCAACUUAGAGUAUUUGAAUCUUCAGUCUAAUUUAUUGGAGGGUGAAGUUUCUGAAGUUCAUUUCUCAAAGCUUAAAAAUUUAAAAGCUUUGGAUCUAUCUGACAACUUGUUGAGAUUAACCUUCAACUCAGCUUGGGUUCCUCCUUUUCAACUGCAAUCAAUAAGUUUGAGAAAUUGUACAUUGGGCCCAUAUUUUCCCAAAUGGCUUCAAACACAAAAGUUCUCUGUUCUUGAUAUUUCAGAAAACAGAAUUUCAGACAAGAUUCCCAGAUGGUUUUGGAAUAACUUGUCCCCAAACUUAUUGUUUCUUGAUGUUUCCAACAAUCAUAUCAAGGGGGAAAUCCCAAAUUUGUCCUUGAAAUUCAAAAGGAUGCCUGUGAUCAUUUUGGGAGUGAAUGAAUUUGAGGGUAAAAUUCCAGCCUUUCUUUUUGGAGCACAAAACCUUGACCUUUCGACAAAUGAAUUUUCAGACAUAUCUGGUUUGUGUGAAGUCAACUACUCGUCCCCUUUAUAUCUCUUGGAUACUUGCGGCAACAAAAUGUCUGGCCAACUCCCUAAUUGUUGGAACCAUAUGCUCAAUUUAGAAUCCUUAAGUUUGGCCUAUAAUUAUUUUUCUGGAGACAUUCCACAGUCUUUGAGUAAUCUCACAAGACUGAAAUCUCUAAAUUUGCGAGAGAAUUAUUUCUCCGGGGAGUUUCCUUCUUGGUUUAACUUCACAGAUUUGACACUCUUUGAUGCAGUUGACAACAAUUUAUCUGGAAAUUUACCGUCAUGGAUCGGAUCAAGAUUGCCAAAUUUGGUUCGUUUGCUUCUCAAGUCAAAUCACUUUCAUGGAAACUUACCUUCAAGUCUUUGCAACCUCAGAAGGAUUGAAGUAUUGGACAUUUCACUCAAUUAUGAUAUUUCAGGAAGCAUACCAACUUGCAUCUAUAAUUUUGAUGUCUUGACAAAAACGUUUAAUCCAUCAACUGUUCCUGAUUACAUGAGAGAUUUGGUCAUGAUGUGGAAAGGCAAAGAGAUGGAAUUUCAUGGUAGAAAUUUACAGCUUCAAAGGAGUAUUGACCUGUCUAGCAACCGUCUGACAGGAGAAAUUCCUAAAGAAAUCACACAGCUUGUUGGUUUAAUUUCUUUGAAUCUCUCGAGGAAUGAGUUAACAGGUCAAAUUCCUUACAACAUAGCUCAACUUCAAUCGUUGGAUUUUUUGGAUCUAUCGAGAAAUAAUUUGUGUGGUUCAAUUCCUUCUAGUUUUUCUCAAAUGCCCAGAUUGAGUGUGUUGGAUCUGUCCUACAAUAACCUUUCAGGAAAUAUUCCCAUUGGAACUCAACUUCAAAGCUUUCCAAUUUCUUCCUAUGAAGGCAACCCUUUUCUUCAUGGAGAUCCAAUUAAGAAGUGGGAGCUGAGCAACAACAAUAAUACUCAUGUUGAGGAUAAUAAUGAAACUGAAGACAAAUUCCUAAUGCUAGAUCUGCUUAUUGCCAUUUCUUCUGGAUUUAUAAUUGGAUUUUGGGGAAUCUUUGGCAGUCUUCUACUCUUUAAGAGAUGGAGAUAUACCUACUUUAGGUUUUUAAGAAAUAUAAUUGAGAAAGUUUUCUGAAGGAAAUUAAGACCAGUUGUUUCAAGCAUGGAAGUUAGUUAUUUGGCUUGCUGUUUCGCCUUAGUUUGUAGGUUUUCCGUAUCAUUUAGCUUGUUAUUCAUCUUCAAUUUUAAUAGUGUGCAUUAUUCUCUUUCUAUUUUAUCAAUAAAAAUUUUAUUUUCGAAAAAGAAGAACAAAAAGAAGAAGCAUGUUGUUUAGCAAAGAAUUUUCCCAUUUGGUUAAUUGAAGUUAUUAAGAAAAAUUUGAUUCAUUCUAAGCAUAGGUUAACUGGGUUAAAAUCGACAUAGACAAU
Molecule: messenger RNA, 2360 nt
Organism: Benincasa hispida (wax gourd)
Lineage: Eukaryota; Viridiplantae; Streptophyta; Magnoliopsida; Cucurbitales; Cucurbitaceae
Source: RefSeq, a predicted model, not a curated record